AUGUAUGAGGCUCGACGUCGACGUUCCGAGUGGCCCGAUAGCGUACGCUAUGAUCCCGAAGCACAGGAAAUAGAUGAAGAGAAUGGAGAGUGGAUUCUAUGUCGUACCUGUGCUGCUUAUUUUGAGCGGACGCAUAAAGGACGUAAACCUAAUGAUGCAAGAGGUUUCAAGGUCAAAAUGAAUGGAAAAUACCAAGAGGCAGCGUGGGUGAUGCAUAAAAAUCGUGUUGUGGCUCAUCGAGCGACUAUAAAGACAAUUGAGCAGGAGCAAAGACGACGAGAAAGUAAAGUAGAGAUAGAACCACGACGGAUACUGCGAAAGAGACUGCGAGUCUUGUGUAGUAAAGAAAAAGACGAGAAGGAGAUAGUUGAUGGAGAGAAGGGAGUGGAGAGAGGAAGGAACAUGUCAAAAUUGCGGACGACUUUCGUUCACUUGCCAACAGGUGGGUGGCGAUGUCCAGGCAUUGUGCCGGAUGAUUUCUACCGUGACCAUGUCGAGCUCGUGCAUGCUUUUGCAAAGUAUUAUGUGGGAACAUAUCGCGCUAAUAUCGUGCGAGAUAUGCGAUCGGAUAAAGUCAUGUUGUUUUCACAUGAUUGUGAAAAUCAAGUUGUGCAUCGUGAUAUGCUGGGUGUGCCAGAUGCUUGUGAGCGAUGCUAUUCGAUGUGGCUGCAUAACGAUAGUUUUAAGCGAGUUCUCAAGAACAUGGACCGGUAUACACUCGUCGAAGAUAUCCUGCGGCAUUCGUGGAGCUUGACGACAGAGGAAGUGAUAGUUUUAUCCAAGUUCAACGACUCUAGUGAUACGAAUCUCAAUCUUGAAGGCCGGAAGUUGAAACAAGCUGCCAUAACAGCAGUCCAGCACUUUGGUGCAUUUUCCAAGAGUCUUUCGCAAUGA
Messenger RNA from Peronospora belbahrii, 894 nucleotides. NCBI's taxonomy places the organism in Eukaryota, Oomycota, Peronosporomycetes, Peronosporales, Peronosporaceae. The record is from the annotation of a GenBank genome assembly.